AUGCACCUUCAUAUUCCAUCAUUGGAUGUGAAGAUAGGAAUGACUGCUGAGAGGUACGCGAUGAUCAACUCUGAUCAAACACAUGUAGAGUCCACAAGCUCCAAGCAAGAUGAGCAUGAAGAGCUUCCAUACCUUCCUUUUUUCUGCCUGAAUUUGAACUUUGGAAUUCCGAAUUUGAAGUACAGUUCUGUCAAUCAUAUUCAUAACUUGCUGCCGUUGCUGUCAUCAUCAUCCAUUGAAUACGGUCAGUUAAGUCUCAUGCAGGAUACAGCGGAAAUAGAACAACUAAUAUAUUUCCUUAUAAAUGAAGAAGCGUCCCAAGGAGUAAUGCUGAUGGGCCAUAGCAGUGGAUGCCAGAAUAUUGUUCACUAUCUAAGAAGAAGAAGUAGUUGCUCGAAGGGUGUACGAGGAGUUAUAUUACAGGCACCUGUUAGUGACAGAGAAUAUAGAGCUACGAUACCUGAAACACUUGGUCUCUUUGUUUCAUCAUUUGUUUGA
Messenger RNA from Marchantia polymorpha subsp. ruderalis, 498 nucleotides. The record is from the annotation of a GenBank genome assembly. NCBI's taxonomy places the organism in Eukaryota, Viridiplantae, Streptophyta, Marchantiopsida, Marchantiales, Marchantiaceae.